AUGGCCUCAUCGCUGAAGAAACGCAAGAUUGCUGUUCUGGGCUCGCGUUCGGUCGGCAAAUCGUCGUUGGUGAAGCAGUUUAUUGAGAACCACUUCGUGGACCAGUAUUACCCCACCAUCGAAUCGACGUUUGCGAAGAGCGUUGUGUACAAAGGGGUUGAAUAUGAUUGCCAUAUCAUCGACACGGCUGGACAGGACGAGUACUCUCCGAUCAACUCACAAUAUGCGAUAGGGAUACACGGCUACGUACUAGUCUACUCCAUCGCUUCCAGGAACUCGUUCAGCAUGAUACAAAUCGUGUACGAUAAGAUCGUGGACUUUUGUGGCGUGAGCGACAUCCCUUGUGUCAUUGUUGGAUCCAAGUGCGAUCUUAGUCAAAGUCGCCAAGUUGAUCCUUCAGAGGGGGAGAAGCUGGCGAAGGAGAACAAAUGUGCAUGGGUGGAAACCAGUGCAAAGGAUGGCACGAACGUUAGCAAAGUGUUCGAACUAUGCCUACAGGAGAUAGAGAAGCGAACAGCCCCAAGCCAAGCAGAGCCCCAAGCCAAGUCUUGCAUUGUGAUGUAG
Molecule: messenger RNA, 564 nt
Organism: Laccaria bicolor S238N-H82
Lineage: Eukaryota; Fungi; Basidiomycota; Agaricomycetes; Agaricales; Hydnangiaceae
Exons: 6
Coding region: 1-564 (187 amino acids)
Biological process (GO): small GTPase-mediated signal transduction
Cellular component (GO): plasma membrane
Molecular function (GO): GDP binding; GTP binding; GTPase activity
Source: RefSeq, a predicted model, not a curated record